GUGUGGGGUCUCCAGUCCUCGGUGUGGGGUCUCCAAUGUCGGGUGUGGUGUCUCCAGUCCUCAGUGUGGCGUCUCCAAUUUCGGGUGUGGUGUCUCCAGUCCUCUGUGUGGUGUCUCCAAUUUGUGUUGUCUCCGAUGUCUGGUGUGGUGUCUCCAGUCCUCGGUGUGCGGUCUCCGAUGUCGUGUGUGGUGUCUCCAGUCCUCGGUGUGGGGUCUCCAAUGUCGGGUGUGGUGUCUCCAGUCCUCAGUGUGGCGUCUCCAAUUUCGGGUGUGGUGUCUCCAGUCCUCUGUGUGGUGUCUCCAAUUUCGGGUGUGGUGUCUCCAGUCCUCGGUGUGGGGUCUCCAAUGUCGGGUGUGGUGUCUCCAGUCCUCGGUGUGGGGUCUCCAAUGUCGGGUGUGGUGUCUCCAAUGUCGGGUAUAGACAAAAUAACCAUAAUGGCUUGGUGAAUAUAAUUUAUAAUUCCAGCAUUAAAAUUUAAAAAAAAAACUCCUUUAUCUGCAUUGCCCACGGGUAUAACUAAAACGUACACAACAUUUUUUGGGGUCUUAAACUGUAACAUUAAAUCUGUAUGAUAAGGUGACGCUUUUUUCUCUCUCUCUGCAAGUUUAUGUCAAUCCAUUCCCUGAAGGUGUCACGCUUUACGUAGCACCGAUCUGUCACCGUGUACUGCCGCUAACGGUGUUUGAAAAGUGUUACAGAAGGAACACAAGAUACGAUAACCAAAUUAUGUUGUAGUGUGACAGGCGAAGGCCGAUAAAGGCAUGGGAUGAAAAUUAAUUCAAGAUGCCUCUUCUCAUGUGAGGUUUUGAAAAAAAAAUAUUUUACGA
This is a messenger RNA of Lymnaea stagnalis (great pond snail), 828 nucleotides long. Lineage: Eukaryota; Metazoa; Mollusca; Gastropoda; Lymnaeidae. The record is from the annotation of a GenBank genome assembly.